AUGGUUGGAGUAGAUCAGCAAGGUCAACAACUCAUGACUUGUUUGCACUUCCUCCAUAUAUAUAUUUUACAAGUUCUGGGGCUCCACAACAGCGGAUUGGAGAUGCGAUUGUGCAGGCGAUUUCUCCCGUUCAGGUGGCAAGGAAUUGUGGUUGUGUUGUGGUAAUGGCGAAUCGCCAGAGGACGCAAAAGGCCACCCAAUAGGGUCACAGCAUUGAGGGGGACCUAGGGCUCCCCUAGCAUGACGAGAGGCACAUGGGAGAAGCGUAGAGUGCAAAUGCUGGUGCUUCGAUGCUGAUGACGUGGUCUCCAUUGA
Rodentolepis nana is the source of this 315-nucleotide messenger RNA. The record is from the annotation of a GenBank genome assembly. Lineage: Eukaryota; Metazoa; Platyhelminthes; Cestoda; Cyclophyllidea; Hymenolepididae.